CCUGACCAGGGACCUUUAGAACCGCCCCUGAUACAAGGGGCCAGGGCAGGGAACCCAAGAGAGUGAUGGAUCCCUGUUAUCCCGGGGUCUUCUUUGCGGAGACUCCAGGCGUAGUCCAUGGGUGGGGUUUCGAGGCAGCACCCCAGCGAAAGGGGACUGAGGACCCACAGGGACUGCAGGAGGUGCAAUGGGCCCUCCAAAGACAGUUGGGCCAGCUGAUAGAGGAACAGCGGGCCCUGGUGAAGUUCCUCAGGACAGAGUUCCAGAGGCGUGGAGACAGAUUGGGUAGGCGCAGGGCCGGGACCAGGAGGCCCACGGCUGAGCGCCGGACAUGUUAUGCCUGUGCAAGGCGAGGACACAUAAAGAGGGACUGUCCCUACUGGGCUGGGAGCAGGAUGCCUCACCCAGAGAAGGGGCAGCGGCAGGUCCCUCGGGCAGCCUGCCGGGUGAGGGAACCCAGGCAGCUGCCAGCGUGCUGGACGUGUGGGCAGACGGGCCAUUUUUGGAGGGACUGCCCAGGCCCAGAGAGGGACAGUGAGAAGAAGCAGGGGGCCCGGGCAAUACCGAGGCGGGGAGCCUGUUGGCAUUGCCGGGAGCGGGGCCACCAGAAGAAAGACUGCCCCCUAGUGGGGAGGGCAACACAGCUGGAGGCAGUCGAGAGAGUGGCUGACCGGCCAGUGGGCCACCCAGGAGAGGUGGUGAAGACCGCAGCUGGGAUGGUGGGGACCCUGCGAGAGGGUCAGACCCAGACCAUCACCAGGGAGGUCAUUAACAAGGAGACCCAGACAGAGUGGGGCCCGCAAGAGGCGGGAGUCCAGAAGAGACAGGUCCUAGAAACCAAAUGGACCCAGGUGGUUAUGGGACAGGCCACCAAGGGAACCCAGACCCUGAGGGAAGAGGGCCUGGGGGACUCGGAUCUACAGGUGCAGCUAGACGCCACAGAGCAGGCAUGGAAGACGGCCGUAGCAGAGCUCCGAAAAGUCCGCCAGGAGAAGGAAGCCCUGGCCGGCAAAUUAAAAGACAGUGAGGAGAAGCAGGCACGGCUGGCAGGACACCUCUGGGCCGCACAGGCCAGAAGGCCCCAUGAUCCCCAGGGGUGGGGGUUUUAA
Molecule: messenger RNA, 1109 nt
Organism: Mauremys reevesii (Reeves's turtle)
Lineage: Eukaryota; Metazoa; Chordata; Testudines; Geoemydidae
Exons: 2
Coding region: 66-1109 (347 amino acids)
Molecular function (GO): zinc ion binding; nucleic acid binding
Source: RefSeq, a predicted model, not a curated record